This is a messenger RNA of Pteronotus mesoamericanus, 1603 nucleotides long. Its product is annotated as zinc finger protein 57-like. The transcript has 4 exons. Bases 59 to 1477 code for a protein of 472 amino acids. The record is from RefSeq and is a predicted model, not a curated record. Gene Ontology annotation, biological process: regulation of DNA-templated transcription. Gene Ontology annotation, molecular function: DNA-binding transcription factor activity, RNA polymerase II-specific; RNA polymerase II cis-regulatory region sequence-specific DNA binding. Lineage: Eukaryota; Metazoa; Chordata; Mammalia; Chiroptera; Mormoopidae.
UUGUGGUGCAGGUGCCGCGGAGCCAGCCGGGAGGACCUCGGGACCGUACCGGAUCCUAAUGGACUCAGUGGUCUUUGCAGAUGUGGCUGUCGACUUUACCGUGGAGGAGUGGGCUUUGCUGGACUCUGCUCAGAAGAACCUCUACAGGGAUGUGAUGCUGGAAAACUUCCAGAACCUGGCCUCAGUGGAUAAUGAGACACUGUUUACAGCCAGUGGGCCCAUUACUCAGCAGGAUAUCUAUGAGGAAAAAAUACCUAACAAAGAGAAAAUAGCAAAAUUCACAAGAAAUAAUUCUUGUAUCUACAUUUUAGCAAAAAAUGGGGAUGACCAGAGCAUUGAAGAUGAGCAACAAAACCAUGGGAGACCACUGAGGAAUCAUAUGGAGGACAGGUUCUGUGAACGUAGUGAUGGAAAUCAACAUGAAGAAACCUUCAUUCACAUUCCCAAUCUUAAUCUGCAUAAACCCAUUUCUAUGGGAAUAAAACCAUAUGAAUGCACCAAGUGUGGAAAAGGCUUCACACAUCUUUCUUCCCUUAAGAAACAUGUUAAAGCUCACCGUGGACAUAAACCAUCUCAGUGUCAGGAAUGCAAACAGGGCUACAUUUGUGCCUCACACCUAGGAACUCACUCUGGGGAGAAACCCUAUGGAUGUAAAUUAUGUGGGAGAACCUUUCCUUACUUCUACUGCCUCACUCAACACAUCAGGAUGCACACUACAGAGAAAAAUUAUGAAUGCCAGCAGUGUGCAAAAUCCUUCAAUGAACUCUCCAGUCUUUCUAGACAUGUGAGAACUCACACAGGAAAGAAGCUGUAUAAAUGUCAGGAAUGUGGGAAAGCCUUCAUUUAUCCCUCAGAACUUCAAAGGCAUAUGAUAACACACACUGGGGUGAAGCCCUAUGAAUGUAAAGCAUGUGGGAAAACUUUUCGUCAUUCCUAUUCCCUGACCCGACAUGUAAAAAUUCACACUGCAGAGAAAACCUAUGAAUGUAAGAAAUGCGGGAAAGCAUUCAGUUGGCCUGAAACCUUUCAAGCCCACGUGAGGACACAUACUGGAGAGAAACUCUAUACCUGUGAAAGCUGUGGGAAAGCUUUCAGUUCUCCCAAGUCCUUCCAAGGACAUGUGAGAACUCACACUGGAGAGAAACCUUACAAGUGUAAACAGUGUGGAAGAGCCUUUACUUGGUCCUCAAACUUUCAAGAACAUGUGAGAAUUCAUACUGAAGAGAAGCUGUAUAAAUGUGAAAAAUGCGGGAAAGCUUUCAAUUCUUCCAGAUCCUUUCAAGGUCACAUGAGAACCCACACAGGAGAGAAGCCUUAUGAGUGUACACAAUGUGGGAAAGCCUUCAGUUGGUCCUCAUCCUUACAAAAACAUGGGAGAAUGCACACUGGAGAGAAACCCCACAAAUGUAAACAGUGUGGAAAAGCCUUCAAGUGGCCCUCAUCAUUUAGAAACCAUGUAAAAAUGCACACUGGAUAGCAACACCUUGAAUGCACGUAUUCCUCAAAAGCUUUUGGUUAAGACAUUCUUUCUAGACAGGAAUCUUGUAACUUUAAAUAAUGUUGGAAAACAUCUACUUAUUAUAUAAUGCUCCAGGAAAUUCAU